This is a messenger RNA of Centruroides sculpturatus (bark scorpion), 2266 nucleotides long. Its product is annotated as endothelin-converting enzyme 1-like. Gene Ontology annotation, biological process: protein processing. Gene Ontology annotation, molecular function: metalloendopeptidase activity. The transcript is spliced from 20 exons. The record is from RefSeq and is a predicted model, not a curated record. The coding region runs from base 81 to 2228 and encodes 715 amino acids. NCBI's taxonomy places the organism in Eukaryota, Metazoa, Arthropoda, Arachnida, Scorpiones, Buthidae. Gene Ontology annotation, cellular component: plasma membrane.
UUAAAUUAUAUUAAUUAUUAAUUUUUUAAUAUUACAUUAAAAUAAAUAUAUAAAUAGAUUUUACUUAAUAUUUCAGAAAGAUGAAUUGUUUUAUGUGGUUACUGUUAAUAGUUUUAUUACGUGAAGCAAAUCAAGCGAAAGAUGAAAACAAUACUUCUAAGAAGAAAAUAUGCGAAACGGAAGCUUGCAAACUCUCUGCUACUGUUAUUUUGAAAUCUAUGAAUAAAUCAGUUGAUCCUUGUGAAGAUUUUUAUUCUUUUUCAUGCGAUGGUUGGAUGAAAAGGAAGCAUUUAGAUGACAAUGUAAUUAAAUCAAACCGCAUGGAAAUUAUGCUGGAUAUAAUAAAGAUAUUAGAAGAAGCUCCAGAAAAAUCUCUAACAAAAAUAGAACGUAAAAUUAUUAAGAUAUAUGAUACAUGCAAAGCUUACGAGACUUUUGACAAUGAUACGAUAAAAUGGUUUGAGGAUCUGUUCGAGAAAAUUGGAGGCUUUCCUAUGUUAAAUCCCGAAUGGAACGAAGACGAUUACGAUUGGAUAGAAGCACUCUCUCAACUUUCUCUUAUAGUACAUUUAGAACCACUGAUACAGGUACAAUCGACAAUCGACCACAGAAAUCCUUCAAGAAAUAUUAUAAUGAUAAGUCAACCCUCAAGAGGAGAAGCUGUGAAUAUAAGAAAAGUAUUAUUAUAUCCAUUUUAUUUUGCAAAAGCCAGAGGACGACAGAUUUCAACUGAAAGAGGAGGAACUGCUUAUAAUGAUAUAUUAAAUUUGACCAUUUUACAAAACAAAUUAAAUUCUAUUUCGAAAUACGUAGAAGAUUUUGAUGACACUGAAAAAUUAGAAUCGAUAACGAAAAUAAGAGAUUUUCAGAAGUUAAUACCUUCAAUCGACCUCAUUGAUUUUCUUAGAAGAGCCACGGGACAUUUGCUAACAAUUAAUGAAGAUGAUGAUAUUGCUGUCAAAUCAGCACAUUAUAUAAUAAGUUUAAUAGAAAUGAUUAAUAAUGGAACAAUUAGCAAAAGAACGAUUGCCAAUUUUCUGAGCUAUAACGCUUUCGUUGAAAUAAUACAAUAUUUUCCUAAGUCUUCAAAAUAUCUAAUAGAAAAUUUUAGACCGAACAAUAUGAAAAGGAGUGUAAUAGAUGUUAAUGAAACCGAUACUGAUAGAGAAUUUACAUCCGAAGAAAGAUCUAAAAUAGUUUGUCUAUACUCAAUCAUGUUACCUCUUAACUUUGCCGUCGAUCAUAUGUUUAUAACACGGAAAAAACCUUGGCAAUCAAAAUUGAAUGAUAUAGUUGAAAACUUAAGUAUAUCUCUGAGACAAAUAUUAAAAAAGCAAAAUUGGAUAGAUAAGGACACAAAGAAGUUCCUUCUAGAUAAACAAAAAGAAAUGGCCGUGAUAUACGAUUAUCCGAAGUGGAUAAAUGAUCCAACUAAUAUCGAGAAGUUUUAUAAAAGUUUUCCAGAAGUAACCAGUAAUCCGUUAGAAAAUUAUUUGUUACUGGUCCAAUUUGCACGAAGAGAAAAUUUGCUAUUUAUUACAAAUGAAAACAACAGACUGAAAUGGCCUUUACUUGUAGGAAUAUCGGCAUCGACAUUGAAUGCAUAUUAUCUGAAAGGGUUUAAUACAGUCAUUUUACCAUUCGUUCUGAAACAUCCUAAGAUUUUUAACCAACAAAGACCUAAUUACCUUAAUUACGGAUCUGUUGGAAUGAUAAUAGGACACGAAAUGGGACACGGAUUCGACAAAAACGGUAUUCAGCGAGAUAAACGUGGAGUUUUGGUAAACUGGACUAACGACAAUUUCAAAAAAAAAUAUUUGAAACGAUCACAAUGUCUCGUAGAUCAGUACGGUAAUUACACUCUGAACAAAUUUGGAAUUCAGUUGGACGGCAAGAAAACGCUUUCUCAAAAUAUUGCUGAUCAUAUAGGUCUUAGGAUCAGUUAUAGAGCUUUUAAAAGAGAAGAACGUCUUCGAGGACAGGAACCAUUUCUUGUAGGUUUAGAAGACUAUACAACCGAUCAACUGUUUUUUAUAUCCUUUGGAACAAGUUGGUGUGAAACUGAAGAGGCGACUGAGAAUUAUUGGAAAAACGAUAAGUCCGAUCAUUCACCGUCUAAAUUUAGAAUUUUAGGAACUGUAACUAAUAUGAAGGAAUUCUCUAAAGCUUUUAAAUGCAAGAAAGGGAGUAAAAUGAAUCGCAGUAAGAAGUGCAACAUCUUGCAAUGAAAAUGUGAAUAAUAAUUAACUAAAACUUAUAGUAAUUU